AUGAAAAGCAAAAAAUUAUUGGCAGCUGGGACGUCUUCACGUCAGCAGUAUAGAUCUUCAUCUACAGAUCUUACUCCUCUUCCUGGGAUAGAAAAAUGUGGUCAUUCUACACCAGCUUGCUUAAGAAACUUAUCACAAAAAAGGUUAAGCCCAAAUAAUGGUAAAACCAGCACAAAAUCGACAGUCAAAUUUAGUUUUUUGGCUCAGGAAGUAUUAAAUAAUUCAUUAUCCCCUGCUCAAUAAGCGAACAAAAUCAUUAGAAAAAUCCUUAUUUUUGCCCAAAACCCACCCUCUGUGAUCUAAAAAAAUAAUUUUGAUAUAUAAGUGAUAAUUAGCAUAAUGAAAUCUCUAGCUAAUUCUGUUAAUUUUAAACAAAUUGCAUUUUAAAACAUAAAUUCCACAAAUUAAAUAAAAAUAUUUGCUUUCCAAUAUAUGCGAAUUAGGAUUUUUUUUAAAUUUCAAAAAAAAAUUAUUAUAAAAUUUGUAUAUAAAAAAAAAAUUAAUCCUUCUGUGAGCGAACACAAGUUUUUGUUCGCUCACAGAGAAGAGUUAGAAAUUCCAAAAGAGUGCCCUAAAACUCUCAAGCCAUCUUCAAUAUCCAGGGCUUCAUGUGGAAAAGUCCUAGCAUAUGCCGCAAAUACUGAUAAGGGGUUAAGGAGGAAGAAAAAUGAAGACAGGAUUAUGAUUAUUGCAAGCUUUAGUGAGCCUCAAAAUAAAAUGCAUGAAGCGGCUUGGCCAAACUGUUCAUAUUUUGGAAUCUUUGAUGGACAUGGAGGAGAUGGCUGCUCUAGCUUCUUGCGAGAUAAGUUGCAUCAGUUUAUCAUAGAAAGCCAUUUUUUCCCUUCCUUUCCUCACAAAGCGAUAAAAGAAGCUUUGGAGAAAGCAGAAAAUGAAUUUAUGAAAAUUUCCAAAGAAACAAACGAUAAAUCAGGAUCGUGUGCAGCACAUUAGCAUAAACAUUAAAUAUAGAUUUUGCUUACGUCUCACCCAAGACGAUCUGCAUAGAAGACUCGUUCAGCUGCUAGCGAACCUCCUGGAUAUUUCACCAGAGAUAGCUCACCUCCGGCUUUCGGCCUGAUUUCUUUAAUGCUGCCUCGGAAACAUGGAAUAUGCAGGUUUGGGACUUUAUGGCUGCUGCGUGAGUGAGAAGAUUUCCAGCUAGGGAUAAACUUCCUAACUAAUAUCGUCACCAACUAUACCUAGGGGUAAAAAGUCUUUUGCCCAAAUUCCCGGGAAGACAUAAAGUCUUUAUUGCCAGAUGAGGGAAGCAAAACCUAACCAGAGCACAAAUCUCCAGCACCCAUAGACUGCGUUUCCUGCUCAGUUUGGCUAAAUACCGCAGCAAGGUUCCCAAACUCGAAACAGGUCCAAGCGGACGGUCGGUUUAUAUGUGUGUGGAUUGUGCGCAGUAAUUGCUCUAAUUGUUGGUCAAGUUUGCUAUAUUGCAAAUAUUGGUGACUCAAGAGCACUAAUGAGUGGAUUGUCUGGUAAGCAUGUUUACUCCCUUACUACAGAUCAUAAGCCAGCUGACCCUCAAGAGCAAACCAGGAUUUUUCAGGCUGGAGGCUUAGUUUACUCGACAACUUCAUGAAACAGGUCCAAAGUUUAUCGAGUUUUGCCUGGCAAACUUUCAGUAAGCCGAACUAUUGGAGAUGCUGAUGCAAAAAAUAUUGAAAUGGGAGGAAAUCCUUCUGUUGUGAUUUCAACACCUGAAAUAAGAAAAUUUGAGAUAAAGCCUGAAUAUGAUUUUAUUAUGCUUGGAAGUGUUGACAGGUUAGUUAUUAAGAAUUAUCGAGAAGUUUGCUGUGAUUAUAAAGAACUUGCUCAAUCUGUAAUACUCCCUUCGCCUGCUCACCAGCUCAUAUGACCUCACAAAGGUUGUUCCUGCCGGAUGAGGGCCUGCACUCGCACCCCUGUAGUCGCAUUAUCGUAAUGUAUGUAAACAGAGCUGUCCACCAUCAAAAGGGUUGAUUUUCUGGCUAACUCUUCGCUAACAUGGAAAUCCGUAACCCAGGGCGUAACUCCUAGCUUCACGCAGGAAAUAAUCCCGAUUGGCCAGGAUGAAUCACCAAAUGUUCUGUUUUGCUGAAGACCAUUUCCAACUUCUGGACGCAUUUCCCUCUGAGAUAAAAACUUGGCAUUGGACUAAGGUAUGGGAUCGACCAUCCGGCAUUGUGCUUUACCAAACCAAGAAAAAUCUAUCGGAUACACAUUCCCGAGCGCCAUCAUUCCUUCUCAAGGUCCCUGUGCAUCCUAUGGGAUGCUAGUUGCAGGAGUUAAGAGAGUGGGGCUGCCCAUCAUGCUAUUUUAAUUUGUGUGCUUGGAAGUGACGGCAUUUUUGACACAAUGACAAAUAGAGAUGUCGUUGACAAAGCAUGGGAAAGUAUCGAUGGCUUAAAUGGUGAAUUAACACAAACGAAAUGUGCAAAAGCUGUUGAGGGAGUUAUUCUUGAGAGCUUUAAAAGGCAAACCAGAGAUAAUGUCUCUGCUGUUAUCAUAGCCCUUACUCAUCCCUUUAAUAUUGGAACAAAAAAAUCCUGUUCCAGUUUAAUUGAGAUUAAUUUUUUAAUAUUAAAAAAAAAUUAUAGUAUUUUGAGUUUUAAUAUAUUUUUAUUAAAAAUUAUCUAUAAAAAUUAACUCACCCCAUUAAAUCAAUCAAAAUUAAAUAGUAUAUUUUCUUUCUUAAAUUAAUCAAUAGAUCGCAAUUUUACCAAUAUUUUGUUCGAUUUAAAGGGGAGAAAUAGAACCUUAAUUCAAAACUAA
Blepharisma stoltei is the source of this 2763-nucleotide messenger RNA. The record is from the annotation of a GenBank genome assembly. NCBI's taxonomy places the organism in Eukaryota, Ciliophora, Heterotrichea, Heterotrichida, Blepharismidae.